Myotis davidii is the source of this 2237-nucleotide messenger RNA. RefSeq names its product serine/threonine-protein kinase Sgk3. The coding region runs from base 237 to 1745 and encodes 502 amino acids. Gene Ontology annotation, biological process: protein phosphorylation. The record is from RefSeq and is a predicted model, not a curated record. Gene Ontology annotation, molecular function: phosphatidylinositol binding; ATP binding; protein serine/threonine kinase activity. The transcript is spliced from 16 exons. NCBI's taxonomy places the organism in Eukaryota, Metazoa, Chordata, Mammalia, Chiroptera, Vespertilionidae.
ACCCAUCCAUCCACCUAUCGUCCUACCAAUGGUGACAGUCCUCCGAGAAUCAUCCUUGAGAGUCUUCUGUGUCCUGCCUGGAAGAUGCACUGGGAGUGUUGCAUGAUGGAAUUUGAACAUUACCUCAAGAGGUUUUGUGUUUUGGAGUAGCUGAUUGUGUUUGUCCUCUGCUGACCAUUGCUUCGGACUCCUUUUCUGGUGUCCUUUUGAGGCCUUAAACCCAAAGGGAUUAUACCAUGGACUACAAGGAAAGCUGCCCAAGUGUAAGCAUUCCCAGCUCUGAUGAACACAGAGAGAAAAAGAAGAGAUUCACUGUUUAUAAAGUUCUGGUCUCAGUGGGCAGGAGUGAGUGGUUUGUCUUCAGAAGAUAUGCAGAAUUUGAUAAGCUUUACAAUACUUUAAAGAAACAAUUUCCCACUAUGGCCCUGAAGAUUCCUGCCAAGCGAAUAUUUGGUGAUAAUUUUGAUCCCGAUUUUGUUUGGCUUUAUUACUAUAAAUGGUAUUAUUUUUAUUUUCAUUUUAAAAGGGAGAAAAGCUGUAGAAAUACUUUCAAAGUCAUAAUAAAUUUAAAUUUUGUUUUUAGUCCAGAUGUCAGAGCGUUCCUUCAAAUGGACAGUCCGAAACACCAGUCAGACCCAUCUGAAGAUGAGGAUGAAAGAAGUACUGAGAAGCUACACUCUACCUCACAGAACAUCAACCUGGGACCGUCUGGAAAUCCUCAUGCUAAACCAACAGACUUUGAUUUCUUAAAAGUUAUUGGAAAAGGCAGCUUUGGCAAGGUUCUUCUUGCAAAACGGAAACUGGAUGGAAAAUUUUAUGCUGUCAAAGUGUUACAGAAAAAAAUCGUUCUCAACAGAAGAGAGCAAAAACAUAUUAUGGCUGAACGUAAUGUGCUCUUGAAAAAUGUGAAGCAUCCAUUUUUGGUUGGAUUACAUUAUUCCUUCCAAACAACUGAAAAGCUUUAUUUUGUUCUGGAUUUUGUUAAUGGAGGGGAGCUGUUUUUUCACUUACAAAGAGAGCGGUCCUUUCCUGAACACAGAGCAAGGUUUUAUGCUGCUGAAAUCGCCAGCGCAUUGGGUUACUUGCACUCCAUCAAAAUAGUGUACAGAGACUUGAAACCGGAAAAUAUUCUUCUGGAUUCUGUAGGACAUGUUGUCUUAACAGAUUUUGGGCUUUGUAAAGAAGGAAUUGCUAUUUCUGAUACCACAACGACAUUUUGUGGAACACCAGAGUACCUAGCACCUGAAGUGAUCAGAAAACAGCCCUAUGACAAUACUGUAGAUUGGUGGUGCCUUGGUGCUGUACUGUAUGAAAUGCUGUAUGGGUUGCCUCCUUUUUAUUGCCGAGAUGUUGCUGAAAUGUAUGACAACAUUCUGCACAAGCCCCUAAAUCUGAGGCCAGGAGUGAGCCUCACAGCCUGGUCCAUUCUGGAAGAACUCCUAGAAAAAGACAGGCAAAAUCGGCUCGGUGCCAAAGAAGACUUUCUUGAAAUUCAGAAUCAUCCCUUUUUUGAAUCACUCAGUUGGACGGACCUUGUACAAAAGAAGAUUCCACCACCGUUUAAUCCUAAUGUGGCAGGACCAGAUGAUAUUAGGAACUUUGAUGCAGCGUUUACGGAAGAAACAGUUCCAUAUUCUGUGUGUGUGUCUACUGACUAUUCUAUAGUAAACGCCAGCGUACUGGAGGCUGAUGAUGCAUUCGUUGGUUUCUCUUAUGCACCUCCUUCCGAAGACUUAUUUUUGUGAACAUUUUGCCAUCCGGGAACCAUUGAGCAAAUAUAAACCUAUGUACAGAUGAGACUGAAAUUCCUGUUUGUGUGAAUAUAUUCAAAUAUGUUUAGUGCCUCUUUUUUAUAUAUAAUGUUAACAACUAUGAAAAAUGUAUUUUCUGCUGUAUGUAAGAAAAUAGUGCGUUUCAAAGAGCUAACUUUGGAAUUAAAAUUUGUAUUCUUGUUUAUUAAGCUUAUUUUUAAACAGAAAUUUUAAAAGCUGUUGUUCUUAGCAUUAACCUAUUUUUAAAGAAAACUUUUUUGCAAAUGACUGUUUUUUUUCCCAAGUUUACACUAACACCUACCCAAGAUAGACUGUUUUUCAACUGCCUAUUUCAGUUCAGUUAACAUAUAUUAAUGCCUUUGUAACUCUACUUUGAUCUUUGUUCUCAGAUCAGAACUAUGCAAUUUGUAUGUGGUUGUUUAAGAAGAAACCAUAACUGUCCAUAAAAAUCUCGGCUUGCCAUAA